Molecule: messenger RNA, 3728 nt
Organism: Nelumbo nucifera (sacred lotus)
Lineage: Eukaryota; Viridiplantae; Streptophyta; Magnoliopsida; Proteales; Nelumbonaceae
Product: protein FAR1-RELATED SEQUENCE 5-like
Biological process (GO): regulation of DNA-templated transcription
Molecular function (GO): zinc ion binding
Source: RefSeq, a predicted model, not a curated record
CCCCCUCGUUCCAUUCCAAGUGAGAAAUGUGGCACUAUCAAAAUUAAAAAAGCCCGCGGCACAAAAAGCGAAAAAGCAGUGCCCCGAACAAAAUUCUCUCGUUCUCGUUGGGCGUAACUCCUUCCUCUUCGCCAGCAGGUUUUGGUAAAUCCUCCCCUGAUAUUCCACUCUCUCUCUCCAUCAACCUCCUCUCUCUCUUAUUCUUCGUAAACAGAAGUCCCCGCCGGCUGAAACUUCUAACGGAAGAUUCUGUAGGUGAGCUUAGAGAGCAGAGGUAGAAGUAAUAGAAACGGGUUUCAUUUUCAAUGUUUCUCAAGUCCGUGAACCAUACAUAGAACAAAAGGUAUGGAUCGAGGUAAAGAAGUAAUAAAUAACUCAAAUGAUGAUGUAAACGUUGACUUGUCAUGUGCAAUGGAGGGUAAUGCUUCAUUAGGUGGCAAUUCAUUUGAUGGAAUCUCUAAGAAGACAUGGGCAGAAUUAACUUCAGAAGACAUAAUGGGAAUGAAAUUUGAAGAUGCUGAGGCAGCCUGGAAAUUUUACAAUUCAUAUGCAAGGGAGAUAGGGUUUAGUGUUCGGAGAGAUGAUAAGAGAGUUGUUGAUGGAUGUAUUUUGUCUCAACGAUUUGUAUGUGCUGCUGAAGGACAUAGGAGCCAAAAAUACCUUAAUCGUGAAAAUCGUCAACGGCCACCUCGACGCUUAACAAGAUUUGAUUGUCAUGCGACUCUUCGUGUUAAAUAUGACAAAACAUUGAAGAAAUUGGUGGUGGUUGACUUCGUUGCUGAACAUACACAUGAACUUGCACCUACCCCUAAUUCAAUGUUCAUGAAAUCACAUAGAGCAUUAAGUGAGGCUGACAAGGCUCUAGUUCCUGUUCGACAGAAUGUAAAGGUUAAAAGAAGAGAUCUUGUAAAAGAUUUUGUUGAUUCAGAAAAAAGAGAUCUUGUAAAAGAUGGGGAUGAAGAAACAAUAUUAGAUUUUAUGGAAUCCAAAAUUGAGGACGAUCCUGGAUACUUUUAUGAAUAUACCGUUGAUGAAGAAAAGCAUCUCGAUAAUCUAUUCUGGGCAGAUUCAAGAUCUCGUGCAGAUUAUUGUUGCUUUGGUGAUGUUUUGGUAUUUGAUUCAACUUGUAAGAUUAACAUUUAUAAUAAGUCACUUAUCAUUUUUGUUGGAGUGAACAAUCACCACCAGACAAUUGUAUUUGCAUGUGUUUUAUUAGCGGAUGAGACAACUGAAUCAUAUGAAUGGACAUUGAAAACAUUCUUGAAAGCAAUGAAUGGAAAAAUUCCCAAUUCUGUUAUCACCGAUGGUGAUAUAGCAAUGGCUAAAUCAAUCCAAAAGGUAUUCUUGGGAUGUCAACAUCGAUUAUGCUCAUGGCACCUUAGUCGGAAUGCAUCGGCGAAUGUGAAAAUUGAUGGCUUUGUUGAGGAGUUUAACAAAUGCAUGAAUUUAGAAGGAACACCUCAAGAAUUUGAGCUUGCAUGGAUGGAAAUGCUAGCAAGAUACAAUUUAAGUGAACAUGAAUGGAUAAAUCAGAUCUAUGGUAAACGAAAACAUUGGGCAGAAGCAUACUUAAGGGGCCAAUUUUUUGCAGGAAUGAGGAGCACUCAACGAUGUAAGAGUCAGAAUGCAUAUUGUAAUCGAUAUUUGAAAGUAAAAGAUAACUUUAUUGAGUUCAUCCAUGAUUUUGAAUUAGCUCUAUCGCGUAGUCGUUCUCGUGAGGCAAGAGAGGAUUUUGAAUCAAUGGUGACACAACCAGUUGUUGAGGAUCAUUUAAAAAGUUAUCGAGCUCAAAUGGGAGCCACAUAUACUAAGAGUUCAUAUGUGGAGUUUUGUAAGGAACUUAAGAAGGAACAAAGUUUUUUUGUAGCGGAAACUCAAAGGCAUGGCGAACAUCAUCAUAUUCACACUAUUUCUGAAUUUUUACAUCCAGAACAUUCAUGGACAGUUUCAUAUGAUGCUCUUGAGAAAAAAGCAACAUGUUCUUGCUUGGUGUUUGAAGGGACUGGGUUUCCUUGUGGGCAUAUGAUUGCUGUUUUUAAGGUGGAGCAACUUAGAGAUAUUCCUGCAAGUUGUAUUAAGAAAAGAUGGACAAAACAUGCUAGAUCUGGUAUUGAGUUAAAUAACCUUAGCUCCACCAUGCAAAUAAGCCCUGAAUUUGCAUGUACGAUUCGAUAUGCUGAGCUAACAAACAUGUGCAAUCGUUUGUGUUACUUGGGGUCAAAAUCAUUAGAAGGAUUUCAACAGGCAAUUGUUGGCAUACAUAAAUUGGUGGAAAGCUUAGAAAGUGUACAAACCAGUUCAGUUUCAAAAGAUCAAGUAGGUGAGAGAAGCACUACACCUCCUCAGUCUUGGAAUUUUGUUAGGGAACCUAUUCAUGAUCCUUCCAUAAUUCAGACAAAAGGUGAUCCUAGUAACAAGAGACUGAAGACUAAUGAUGAGGUAAAGAAAAGAAAUUGUGGGCAUUGUAACAAGGCAGGGCACACAAGGCGUACAUGUUCAAUUUUACUUUCUCAAAAGCUGGGUGCCAUCCCAAGUCAUAUGGGACAAUUAUCAUCUGAUGAAGAGACGGUGUUUAUUCCGCCAAGUAAUGAACCUGAGCAUAACAAUGACGAUGAAAGAAUGGAAGCAUCUCGCACCAAUUUUGUGGAGCUUGUUAAAGUAGGGCUAUGAGCUUGUCUCUGACUCUCUGGUGGAACUAAAAACCAUUUAGUUUUAAUGAAUCUUAAAAGCAAGCCUUAGCGGUAUGUCUUCAGAAGUGGAGCAGGAUAUUGUUAGUGAGAAGUAUUUGGAGCACCUAUUGUUUCUUCUAGAAUAAAAGGUGGGGACAGAACAGCCAACAAAGUAUGAUGGAAUGGUCUACUGCAACUAUGACAUUUGCGGCUUGGUGUUACGAGACAGAACAGGGCCAACCGUUUACUGUAGCGAAACUGUUUUCGAGAAUGCAACUCUGGAGCUGGUUAGAUAUUUCUUCUAGAAUGAACUUUAACCUAAAUGGGAACCCAUGCUUGCAUGCUACAAGGUGUUACAGGAAUACCCUCGUUCAGAGAAAUGAUUGCCACUGGUGAUCAAGAAUUUAUCAUUGGCCAAAGGAUACGGAUGGAGAGACAUUGUUGUGUGAAAAAGGUUAUAAAUACUUUAUCACAGAUUGAUGACUAUUCUUGAUAUAUCUGGUUUAUCCAAUGCGAUCCAGUGAUGAGGUUCCGAAGAUUGUGCAAAAUUUUCAAUGCAUGGAUAUAUGCACAGAAGGGGUGGAUAAAGAAUCUGGUGAUAGAAGGGCACUCCAAGGUGGUGGUGGACUGGAUAAAGAAUCCGGAUUCAGUGAUAUGGUGCUAUAGAGAUGAAAUGAAGAAAUUCAAAUGGCUAACGCAACAUAUGCAACGUACCAACCAGCUGGUUGGUUAGGUCUCCUGCUAGUCGUAGUUGAAACUUGGGAUCAAAUCCCGUCUGCACUUGGGGGGGGUAUUGGAUGGGACAUGGGGGAUGGGCUACCCCUCGUUGUGUAGCUCUUUGAAAGAUAUCAAAAAAACAUAUGAAUCUGGUUAUAUAUGGGUGGGGAGGGAAGCUAAUAUUUUGACCGACUCUUUAGCCUAGCAAAGGGUAAUGAGGGAUCAGUUGUUUUGGACACAGUUGUAAAUCUCUUGCUGUUUUUUUUAAGUGUGAGACUGCACCUCUCACCUCUCUUUGGGAUGCUUGUAACAGUUACUAUUUUUUUCUGAUAUCAAUGAAAU